Messenger RNA from Suillus clintonianus, 739 nucleotides. RefSeq lists its product as uncharacterized. The transcript is spliced from 4 exons. The record is from RefSeq and is a predicted model, not a curated record. Bases 278 to 550 code for a protein of 90 amino acids. Lineage: Eukaryota; Fungi; Basidiomycota; Agaricomycetes; Boletales; Suillaceae.
UACAGCACAUCCGAAGAGAUUUAGAGUCAGCAACGCACUCGUGGCGGCAACGGUGACAUGGCCAGUGACUUGGACAGCAAGGGCGCAUCAGAGAACUAGUGAGAAAAGAUUGUUUUUUCUGGCUUCAGAAUAGUCCUUUGGGUCAUUGAUCUUAUUUGUGAAUCGUCGGGAAAACUGAUUGUCUCUUUGAAAUGUCGACGCGAGCUUGACACCAGCGAAUUCUCAUGCAGCGUCAAGAGAUAUCGUGUUGCCACGGAGCAUUAGGAACGCACAGCAAAUGCAUGUUUCUGGGCUGACACCCUAUACCGUCUCGUUCACCACUAUGAUUAUGUCUGCUGCAGUAAUGGCGGGCAUAGUUACAGCAAUAACCCGGGUGCUUGCAGAUAUGUAUGAGUGCGGACGGCUCGCGGGUUUUAAUAAAGGCUAUUCAUUCUUGUUUUACUGUUCGGAAGACAACACUGUCGAGCUCAUCAAGACUUGCAACUGUGUGACUUGCUGUACCGUCGUCAAUGGAGGUGUAGGCGUAGACGGGUCCUUCAGCUGCACAUAAGAGGAAAAGGCGAGCCUGCUUCUUGCUUGCUGUGUCCAUAAUGUCAUAGUGAUACAUUACAGAUGUCUCCAUAAUCUGUGAUCCUGGCACAGGGGGAAUUGUUUUAGCGUCGGCCUGACUCUACCACUGCCCGCUUGUACCUGUAGUGUUGAAGCUUAACAGUAUCAAAUUGGACACAUACCUUGAUGC